CUCAACUGCGACACGCCGGAAGAUAAAGCUUCCUCUUCCGGUGAGCGCUGAGAAGCAGGCCGGGAAUGACACGGAGCCAAAGCGAACAUAGUUUUGUCUAUAGAUUGCGGCCAGACGUAAAGAAGGCUGAUUGUGUAGACCAUUGAAAUCCGACUGCUGUGAGACACCAGCUGUGUGAAGUUCUUCAGAUUAGUUGUACUGCCUGUUCCUGGGUGGCAGUGUUCAAGAAAUGGACCAAAACAACAGUUUACCACCCUUCCAAGGGCUGCCUUCUCCUCAGGGUGCCAUGACCCCAGGCAUAACAAUGUUCAGUCCCAUGAUAUCAUAUGGAUCAGGCUUGACACCCCAGCCUGUACAGAACACAAACAGUUUGUCUAUACUCGAGGAGCAGCAGAGGCAACAACAGCAGCAACAGCAAGCACAACAGCCCAGUGCAGGGCUUCCGGGAACGUCAGGGCAGACUCCGCAACUAUAUCAUUCCCAGACAGGACCAGUGUCGACUACCACUGGUCUGCCAGGAAGCACCGGGCUCUACAGCACUUCGAUCGGCCCCAUGACCCCCCACACCCCGGCCACACCUGCUUCGGAGAGCUCAGGCAUCGUUCCAACGCUACAAAACAUAGUAUCCACUGUAAAUCUGGGCUGUAAACUGGAUCUGAAGACUAUUGCCCUGAGAGCCAGGAAUGCGGAGUACAACCCCAAGCGUUUUGCUGCCGUCAUCAUGAGAAUAAGAGAGCCCAGGACCACUGCACUUAUCUUCAGCUCCGGGAAGAUGGUUUGCACCGGAGCAAAGAGUGAGGAUGAGUCGAGGUUAGCAGCUAGAAAGUAUGCCCGUGUCGUGCAGAAGCUGGGUUUUCCAGCCAAGUUCUUGGACUUCAAGAUUCAGAAUAUGGUGGGCAGUUGUGAUGUGAAGUUCCCCAUUCGACUGGAGGGAUUGGUCCUCACACAUCAGCAGUUCAGCAGCUAUGAGCCAGAGCUGUUUCCAGGACUGAUUUAUAGAAUGAUCAAACCCAGGAUUGUCCUGCUAAUCUUUGUUUCUGGGAAGGUAGUACUCACAGGGGCCAAGGUGAGAGCAGAGAUCUACGAAGCAUUUGAAAACAUCUACCCCAUCCUGAAAGGUUUUCGGAAGACUACGUAGAACCUGGAGGUUUUUUUUAUUUAUUUUUUUUUAAUCUUCUAAAUCUUCUCCCCAACUUUCUCUUUUUCAUUUUUAACGUGCAUCAAAUUGACACAUUGAGGUUGAACUCCUUACAGGGACUGUGGGAUGUUGCACACUAAGAUCUUGUCUGAUUUUACCAUUUGUACCCCUGUGAACUUUUAAACAAGAUUUCCAGUGUACUCAGUCAGGCUUUGCUGUACCAUCACGUCCCUAAUUUGUAAAUAGGACUGUAAGAAAAUGUAAAAUAUUGUUUAUGAAAAGAAAAGCAGUCUGAGAAAGACUGUUCUUGAUUUAAUUUUAAACUGUUUUACCUACUUUUGUACACUGCAUUUUUAGCAUUUGUUUGCUCACUUUCAGACAUUUUUUACUGCCUUGUUUAAAUCUGCCAACUCUACGCUUGGAUCUCGCUAUUUGAGUCUUGUUUUCACUGUCUGAAGUGUUAAGACCAAGUCCAAUCAGAACUAAAGUGUGUUUCUUACACCUAAUGUUUAAGAGGUUCUGUUUGUAGUUGAAGUAAAGUGAUUAAAAAUCUGUCACCAAGUUGUUAGUUGGUUCAGUAGCUUCUGGUCCUCUUCAGGUUCAAAUACUGGAUAGAGUCAGGCUAAAACAAGUUUUCUGUUGAAAAAGAGCGCAUGUUUUAUUUACAUAAAGGAGAGUUUUAAUGGUUAAACUGGAGAUGAACAUAUUUUUUUAGGUUUUAAUUGUGGGAAAGUGAGUGAAAACCGAAGGCAGAUGCAGCAAAUUCCUGUUUGAACGAGUAAUAAUAACAGAAAUUGGUACAAAAUUUAAAUGUGAAGGAAAAACACUGCUUGAAUAAGUUCACGCCUACCACUAAAAAACAAUAUGCUGGCAGAAUAUGUAAUGUUUUUAGUAUAUAAAUAUCUAUUUUUGGCCAUGUGAGUUUAUUUUGAAUAAUUCUUUGUGUUAAAAGACAUUUAAGUUAGUUUAGCUUUUUGGGCACUGCUUGAUGUUUGUGUUGUGAGCACAGAGUUUAAUUACAGCAACGUUUUUCUGUCGACCAGCUCAGUGUUUACUUCAUAGUUUGAAUCACGUCUGUGUCUCUGCCAUCAGAUGUCUGUAUUUUACUAUGGUUUUAUAGAAUAGAUCACAAAGUGUUUUUCCAUCCAAUGCUUCAUCUGAAGUCGCUAAUGUUCUGCCUGCUGCAAUAAUAAAUCUGUACAUACUGACUCCA
This is a messenger RNA of Girardinichthys multiradiatus, 2351 nucleotides long. RefSeq names its product TATA box binding protein (gene tbp). Gene Ontology annotation, biological process: DNA-templated transcription initiation. The transcript is spliced from 9 exons. The record is from RefSeq and is a predicted model, not a curated record. Bases 230 to 1138 code for a protein of 302 amino acids. NCBI's taxonomy places the organism in Eukaryota, Metazoa, Chordata, Actinopteri, Cyprinodontiformes, Goodeidae. Gene Ontology annotation, molecular function: DNA binding; RNA polymerase II general transcription initiation factor activity.